GAGUUACCUCUGCUCAUAGAAGAUCUUGUUGGUCGUGAGGGGCAUCACGGUCGAAUAAAUUGAUGGACGACCUUCAUAACAAUUGAUAUUCUACAGUCAUGUGGAUCGAUCAUGAAGCCCAAUUCCUUUCCAAAUAAAGCGCCUUGCUCUCUGUUCAUGUGCAUGGCAACGAGACCGUGAACGCAGAAGAGGAGAGCAGUGGACACAGGAGAAGGGAGAGAAAUGACGACGAUGUCUCGUUUAGGGUUAUCGACAUGCCUCAAUCAAACUUCUUACUUCCUUUCAUCACCACCAUCGCUCUCACUUCACCAUUCUCUCCUCUCACCAAUAAGUUGCAGAUGCUUCUCUUCUACUCGCCAUUGCUGGAGGCGGGAAUCGUCCCUUGGUCCCUUACAUGCAUCCCCCAAAUCUUCUCUCUCCUCUGUUUCAAUUACCAAUGAAACUAUCACUGGUGAUUCUGAUUUCAUUCAAAUCGGCUACAUUUGCAAUGUUCAUGGCCUUAAAGGGGAGCUCCGCGUAAAACCGACCACUGAUUUUCCGGAACUGCGUUUGGCUCAACCAGGAAGAAGAUGGUUGAGAAUCUCGGUAGCUGGAAAAGAAACGAUUCAGGAGAUUGAGCUCUCUUCUGGAAGUGGCCACCCGAGCCAGAAGACAUGGAUCCUUACAUUUUCAGGGAUUGAUUCCGUAGAUAAGGCAAGGCAACUUGUAGGAUCAACUUUACUUGUAAGGGAAGAAGAUAGGCCAACUCUGGAGGAAGGCGAGUUUUAUACUCCUGAUCUUGUUGGCAUGAGGGUUAUUAUGAAGGAAACCGGUAAAUUAGUAGGAUCAGUUGUAAAUGUUUUCAACUGUGGCCCAAGCCAUCUUUUACAAGUGAAGCUGGAUUCUGGUGAAACCAAUUGUAAAUCUUCAAAAGCAGAAACCCAUGGAUCUAGUCGCCUUGUAUGGGUUCCAUUUGCCGAGGCCAUUGUUCCUGAUGUUGAUAUGGAUAAAAGAGAAUUGCAUAUUACACCUCCCAAGGGUCUGCUUGAGUUGAACCAACAGCUUGAUGGAAGGUCAAAAAAAGAAAGACGUCAGCUGGAAUGGAAGGAAAGAAGAAGAGCACAGCAGCGCCUUCUAGUGACAAAAAAGAAGUUGAGUGAACUUGGACAAAAACAUAUCAUGUAUGGACUUUCAUCAGGUGACAAGGCCCAAAAGACCUCACUUGUGAAUCAGAUUUUGAGUAUCAACUUGAAGCUUUUUGGACACGCAUUGGAAGAUAUAUGUAAUUCAGUUGAAAGAAGAGGUACUGUAUUGGACUUCAUGAAUGCAAAUUCAGCUAUAAUAUCGAGGAACACGUUCAGAAUGCCACGGGAUUGCCUUUGUCUACCUCAAUGGAAAGAUGAAAAAGACAAUUUGUAUCCACUACAAGAAUUGGCAACACAUCUCCUUUCUGAAGGGAAAAUUGCUUUUCUUCUGACAUUGGAUGAUAGAAGCAAAUUCCAAAGUGAUUGCAAACCUGAUCUUAUGUUUUCUGGUGCUGCAAAUAUAUCAGAUGAAGUUCAGCAUCGAGAGGUCCACUUAAUAGGCCAAAAAAUUUCAAAGUUGGUUGCAGAGUAUCCUUCAGCCAUUUUUAUUAUUUUCUGUCCAACUAAUGAAACCUUAUCCUUGAAAGACUUUUUUGAAGAGUACAACUAUUUUAGUCAUGACCGAGAAAAGGUGUGGUUCUUGGAUGUAAUUUACUUGCCUGUUGUUAGCUGCUCUUUCACACAAGAUAACAAGCCCAAAAUUUUGUUAAAAACUCCAUGGGAAGUGCUCCAAUCACGGCUCAGAUCUGGAGGAAUCUUCUGCUCACUUGCAUGCACCAACCUGGUAGACAUUCUUAUUGACAUGGGAAUUCAGUAUAUGGAGGUAUCUGGCCGGCACUCAAAGCCCACUUUUGAAGAUCCUCUGUUCCUCGGAUUUGCCCAUGCCAACAGAGCAGACGUCGGAAUCAAAGUCAUGAAUGAGGGGGAUGAUGAGAGUGACUGUGACAUGAUAUUCUCUAUUGAGUUCAUGAAGAAGAUCAUCAUGCAAACACAUAGGCUCAAAUUCUAUCCUGUAGUAAAGCAAAAUGAACAUGUGGAAAGGGUUGACGACGAAUGGGUAGAAGUUUCUUCUGACUCAUACGAGUUGCAAUGCUCAAUUUACAGCUCCUUGAAUCUUUGUGACCCCAACAAGGUCUGUGUAUUUAACAUCACCGACUGCUGAUGUAAGGCCUUUUGCCACCCUUUUUUUUUUUUCUUAUGUGUAUGUGGAACUAGGGACAGAGAGAAGCUAUCUGCUAUUCUUGUUGUUUUGCAUGAAAGAAUGAAAGUUCUUUCUACUUGAUAUGUUCUAAAUCCUGAUGUAUACAUCUACUUCAUUGUACUCCCUCCUUUGUUUUAAUUAACUAAAGCCUCACUUAGGGAUUCUUCUGACUUUGUAAGUUGACCCAAAGAAUAACAACAACAACAUCAUCAAUUCUCAGUUACACACAAAUGUAUAGUCUGAAGAACAUUCCAGUUAACUGA
Messenger RNA from Amborella trichopoda, 2528 nucleotides. Its product is annotated as 16S rRNA processing protein RimM family. The record is from RefSeq and is a predicted model, not a curated record. Gene Ontology annotation, biological process: rRNA processing; UDP-N-acetylglucosamine biosynthetic process. Gene Ontology annotation, molecular function: ribosome binding; UDP-N-acetylglucosamine diphosphorylase activity. Gene Ontology annotation, cellular component: ribosome. Lineage: Eukaryota; Viridiplantae; Streptophyta; Magnoliopsida; Amborellales; Amborellaceae.